UCGCUUCAAGCAUGCGGCUUCAUUUCUACAGAGCAUUGAAAUCAUGACAAUGUUCAGAGUGAUAUUCAACUCUUUGGAACAAGGCUGUGAAUUAUCGUCUACAUUAUCAGAUGUGCAUCUUGACUUUCUCAUACUACUUUUCCAGAAAUCUGCCCAGUACCCUUAAGAUUGGUCCUCUCCCACAUCAACCACCACCACCAACCACCAUCGACCUUCCACCAAAUCUCACAACCCUGGCACCUUCACCUUCCGAACCACACCCCAACAGUUCGCCAAAUCCUAGCCCCUACCUCCCUCACCUGCCGACAUUGGAGAAAACUCCAAGCCAUAUUCUAAUCUAUCUCACUUUCUCUGAUAAAGUGGCUCUCGAACCCACAGACUCUAGGGCUUCUAAUGGGUAUGUGCAGAUGAUAGCCGAGAACGAACACCCGUGUGGCAGCACGCCUGGACCGGAGGACAUCUCCGGACUACUUUGACAAACCCUAAGUCUUUCCUUUUCUAUGGAACCUUUUCUGCCGCUGUUGUUUCGAAGAUACAAGACGCCUGAUCCCUGUUCGACAUGGAACCUCCGAAGCGAAAUGGAAGGGUGUCAAAAAGUGUCAAGGUUUAAGUUGACAUGGCAGGCUCGCACUGAUCGAUCGGUAA
This is a messenger RNA of Aureobasidium pullulans EXF-150, 645 nucleotides long. RefSeq lists its product as uncharacterized. The coding region runs from base 111 to 476 and encodes 121 amino acids. The transcript has a single exon. The record is from RefSeq and is a predicted model, not a curated record. Lineage: Eukaryota; Fungi; Ascomycota; Dothideomycetes; Dothideales; Saccotheciaceae.